AUGCUAGCAUCUUGCAACCUCCACAAGUUCCCGAAUCUGCAAAACCAUCCAUCUCUGGAUACGCUUGAUCUCUCGCACAACGAGUUAGAAGGCGAGAUCCCUAGCUGGCUGUGGAGAGUUGGCAAUGCUGUUCCGUUUCUUGGAUCUGUCUCACAACAGACUCACUCAUCUCCAACAGCCUUACUCAAUCCUGCACUGAGUUUCCUUGAUCUGCAUUCCAACCUUCUCAGUGGAGAGAUUCCAAUGCCACCGCUCUCAGCUGGAUACGUGGAUUUCUCGAACAAUGGCUUCUCAUCUAUUAACCCAGACAUCGGGAACACCCUUAAAGAAGUCUCGUCUUUCUCUGCAGCAGACAAUAAGCUGGUGGGAAGGAUCCCGCCUUCGCUCUGGGAUGCCACCGGGCUUCAAGUGCUCAACUUAUCGCGCAAUGCUCUGUCUGGCCAUAUCCCAUCUGCGGUCGGGAAUAUGUCCGGGCUGCAAUCGUUAGACCUCUCGUUCAACGCCCUGGAUGGGGAGAUUCCCGGGGAGCUUGCAAGACUCACAAGCCUUUCAUUCUUGAAUGUGUCAUACAAUCAUCUUGUCGGGAAGAUACCCCUGAAGAAGUUUCCAGAAAGUUCUUACGUUGGAAACGAGGGGCUGUGCGGGUUGCCUCUAAACGUAUCUUGCGACGGGCGUGGCAGAGGGAUGUACCAUGUCUUGUUGGAGUAA
Messenger RNA from Salvia splendens (bonfire salvia), 708 nucleotides. RefSeq names its product receptor-like protein 9DC3. The transcript has a single exon. Gene Ontology annotation, molecular function: protein binding. The coding region runs from base 1 to 708 and encodes 235 amino acids. The record is from RefSeq and is a predicted model, not a curated record. NCBI's taxonomy places the organism in Eukaryota, Viridiplantae, Streptophyta, Magnoliopsida, Lamiales, Lamiaceae.